Salvia miltiorrhiza (redroot sage) is the source of this 2499-nucleotide messenger RNA. Its product is annotated as dynamin-related protein 5A-like. Lineage: Eukaryota; Viridiplantae; Streptophyta; Magnoliopsida; Lamiales; Lamiaceae. Gene Ontology annotation, cellular component: cytoplasm; membrane; microtubule. The transcript has 16 exons. The record is from RefSeq and is a predicted model, not a curated record. Gene Ontology annotation, molecular function: GTP binding; GTPase activity; microtubule binding. Bases 342 to 2171 code for a protein of 609 amino acids.
GGCUUUUUAGCCCAUACUAAGCUUGAAAGUGGCUAAUCGCUGUUUCCUAUUUCCAUGCAGCGUUUGAAAUUUCAAAAAGGCGACGAAGAAUGAGUCUGCAUUUCUCUCUCCGUUGCCACCAUGCACACCACACCAUCAUCGCCUAAGCGCUUUUCUCCUUUCAUUUCCACCAAUUCUCUUCAUCUAAUUAACACCGUCGGAUUUUGUUUUCCGAAAUUUUCCGCAACGGAUUGAGAUUUUUUAUAUUUUUUUCCAAAAUUAAUUUGAUCGUUGGUGCGCUUCGCUUGCGUGGUUGCUGAUUAAUAGAAAUUUGAGAUCCUCGAGUGUGAACUGAGCUCGAUAUGGAGAAUCUGAUAAAUUUAGUUAACAGACUGCAGAGAGCUUGCACGGCGCUAGGCGAUCACGGCGAAGAGAGCGCGUUGCCCACUCUUUGGGAUGCCCUGCCGUCAAUUGCCGUCGUCGGUGGUCAGAGUUCUGGAAAGUCCUCUGUGCUGGAGAGCAUUGUUGGGAAAGACUUUUUGCCUCGCGGAUCUGGUAUUGUUACUCGACGUCCACUUGUGUUGCAACUUCAUCGGAUUGAUGAAGGGAGAGAAUAUGCAGAGUUUGGACAUCUUCCUAGGAAGAGAUUCACUGAUUUUGCUGCUGUGAGAAAGGAGAUCGCCGAUGAGACUGACCGCGAGACAGGACGCAGUAAACAAAUAUCAGCAGUUCCUAUUUAUCUUAGCAUUUAUUCGCCUAAUGUUGUGAAUUUGACAUUAAUUGAUCUUCCCGGCCUUACGAAAGUGGCUGUUGAGGGCCAGUCAGAAACCAUUGUGACAGACAUUGAGAACAUGGUGCGGUCUUAUAUUGAGAAGCCCAACUGUAUUAUUUUGGCUGUUUCUCCUGCCAACCAAGAUCUUGCAACAUCUGAUGCUAUUAAGAUAUCUCGUGAAGUUGAUCCAAAAGGCGAGAGAACAUUUGGAGUUUUGACAAAGAUUGAUCUCAUGGACAAGGGUACUGAUGCUGUAGAUAUCCUGGAGGGAAGAGCAUAUAAGCUGCAGUUUCCAUGGAUUGGUGUUGUUAACCGUUCUCAAGCUGACAUUAACAAAAAUGUUGACAUGAUUGCCGCUAGGCGUAGAGAGCGCGAGUAUUUCUCAGAAACCCCAGAAUACAGUCAUCUUGCUCAGAGGAUGGGUUCUGAACAUCUAGGGAAAAUUCUAUCCAGACACUUGGAAGCUGUUAUCAAAUCUCGAAUUCCAAGCCUUCAGUCCCUCAUCAACAAAACCAUCAUUGAUCUAGAAACGGAGUUGAGUCGUCUAGGAAAGCCCAUUGCAACUGAUGCUGGGGGGAAGUUGUACAUGAUUAUGGAGAUCUGCCGCAUAUUUGAUGGGAUCUUCAAAGAACAUCUCGAUGGAGUUCGACCUGGUGGUGAUAAAAUAUACAGCGUCUUCGACAACCAACUACCUGCUGCAUUGAAACGCUUGCAGUUCGACAAGCAUCUUGCAAUGGAAAACGUCAGGAAGCUAAUAACCGAAGCUGAUGGAUAUCAGCCUCAUCUCAUAGCACCCGAGCAGGGUUACCGCCGUCUGAUUGAAACCGCCUUGAUCACGAUCAAAGGUCCUGCAGAGGCAGUUGUUGAUGCGGUUCAUGGAAUACUGAAGGAGCUAGUUCAUAAGUCAAUCAACGAGACUACGGAGCUGAAGCAGUACCCUUCUCUAAGAGUGGAGGUGGGCAACGCGGCUAUCGAAUCAUUAGACAGGAUGAAGGAAGAAAGCAAGAGAGCAACUCUACAGCUAGUAGAAAUGGAAUGCAGUUACUUAACCGUUGAUUUCUUCCGCAAACUUCCACAGGAUGUCGAGAAAGGCGGCAAUCCAACACAUUCCAUUUUCGACAGAUACAACGACUCCUACCUCAGAAGAAUCGGAUCAACCGUGUUGUCUUACGUGAACAUGGUCUGUGCUGGUCUGAGGAACUCCAUCCCGAAGUCCGUGGUCUACUGUCAAGUCCGCGAGGCCAAACGCAGCUUGCUCGAUCAUUUCUUCACCGAGCUAGGCAAAAAAGAGGGAAGACAGUUGGGGAAGCUGUUGGACGAGGAUCCAGCCGUUAUGCAGCGGCGUGUGUCUAUUGCGAAGAGAUUGGAGCUGUACAGAGCUGCGCAAGCCGAGAUUGAUAAUGUGGCAUGGUCUAAAUAGUGAGUUGAUCACAAAUAGUUAUAGACGUGUUUUUAGAUUCAGCGAUUUGAAAAAUAAGCUUGUUUUAUAAUAUGCGUAGGAUUGAUUCAAAAAGUGGGAAAUUUAUCUUGAAAUUGUUGCAUCCUUCUACUUGGCUAGUCCACUUUUAAAGUUCAAAAUUAAGUUUAGUCAUAAUUGGUGUGUUUGCUAAGAAGACUUCUAAGUUCUAACUGACCAAUUCCAUUCUGUUAGGUUUUGUUAUUUUUCCGUUUCGAUUCUCUCUUUCUAUGUAUAAAUGUAUCAGGAGAACCACUUCAAAUAGUAAGUUGUGUUUUCGCGCCAAAAACAA